This is a messenger RNA of Rotaria sp. Silwood2, 339 nucleotides long. NCBI's taxonomy places the organism in Eukaryota, Metazoa, Rotifera, Eurotatoria, Philodinida, Philodinidae. The record is from the annotation of a GenBank genome assembly.
AUGGUUCGGUUGAAGUCUCAUGUUUCGGUUCGACGUAAAUUACAAUUAGAAAAUACAGAAGAUGUACCAAUCGUACUUACUAUCAAACGAAUUUAUAACAAGAUUCUUGAAACAGGUUCAGUAGAAGAUCGUGAUCAAUCAGGAAGACCAGUUUCAGCAACAACAGACAAGAUAACUGAAAUUUCUGAAGUUUUAACAGCAACGCCUAUCACUAGCGUUCGUCAAAUUUCUCAAGAAGUAAACCUCUCAAAUUCAGUGGUUCAUUGUACAGUGCGUCAUGUUUUUAAAUACAAGCCAUACAAAAUGCAUUUAAUACAAAAAUUAUAUGAUGAAGAUUAA